This is a messenger RNA of Eucalyptus grandis, 855 nucleotides long. Its product is annotated as non-specific lipid transfer protein GPI-anchored 19. The transcript has 3 exons. Gene Ontology annotation, biological process: lipid transport. Gene Ontology annotation, molecular function: lipid binding. The coding region runs from base 99 to 569 and encodes 156 amino acids. Lineage: Eukaryota; Viridiplantae; Streptophyta; Magnoliopsida; Myrtales; Myrtaceae. The record is from RefSeq and is a predicted model, not a curated record.
CUGCCCAAGUACAAACUCAGGGCAUGCAAACGAAUCGAGCACGCUCGGAUUUCUUGAAUUAGACCCGCGAGAAGAAACUGUUUGGAACCGCCUCUCUCAUGGCUACGAAAGGCGACAAGAUGACGGGUGCGAGCCUAGUUAUGGCCCUUGCAGUGACCGUGGCCGUACUCUGUGCGCGAGCCGCGGCCCAAUCCGGGUGCACCAGCGUGCUCAUAGGCCUCGCGCCGUGCCUCAGCUUCGUGACGGGGAGCUCGUCCACCCCGUCCUCCUCGUGCUGCUCCCAGCUGGCCAGUGUGGUCCAGUCGCAGCCGCGGUGCCUUUGCAUGGUCCUCAACGGCGGCGCGUCGUCCCUCGGCGUGACCCUGAACCAGACCCUCGCCCUUGCGCUCCCCGGCGCCUGCAACGUGCAGACCCCGCCCAUUAGCAAGUGCAACGCUUCUGGCGGAACGGUCGCUCCAGCCGGCUCACCGGAGAGUUCGCCGAGUGGCAAAUCAGGGGGAUCCAAAGCCACUCCAUCGACUGCAGGAAUUCCACCAGCUGCAGGAAUUCCACCAGCCACGGAAUCGUGAAGAUGCCGCCGCUUCCCCUCGCAGUGCUCUCGGUCCUCAUGGCGACCUUUGGAUACGUCCCCGCCAUGGCUAUCUGAAUUUUCUCAUUCCUCGGCGAUGUAUGACGCCGGACUAUAAUAAUGUGACGCGUGCUUGUGCUUGCGCACGCGACACCGUAUGCAUUUCCCUUUGUUGUUGAAGUAUGUGUGCUUUGUGCUUGAUAUACGUUGUAUCCCGCUCUACGUAUUUCCCUUGUUGUUGUCGUCGUUUUGCCCUUAUCAAUAUACCAUGAUUGGAAUUAUCGAUC